AUUGCUUUGCGCAAAAUCCUCUCUCCCUCUAUCUCUCUCUCUCUCUCUCUCUCUCUUUCUCUCUCUCUCCCCUCCCUCCACUCCAGCCUGGGAUGCGCAGGGCGCUCCCUCCCCUCUGCCGCGCAGGGGAUGCGCCUCUGGGUACCACUAAGGUGGGAGGGGGCUGCAAGCAGAGGCUAAUGUGAGAUGCUCAGACGUCCCUUUCUGCCUGACGCUCGCUCGUGUCUCUCUCUCCGGUUCCGCCAGGGCUGGGCUCGGUAAGAAACAGCAGGAGCCGAGGCAGCCAGCUGAAAGAGAGAGAGGAAGAGAGGAAGCGGCUGGGGUGCGCCGCGCGGGAACCCGAAAAGUGGCCUUGCUCUCAGUUCCCUCCUCCACCGGGUCCUCACCGCCAUGGACCCCGCGAGCCCCAGCAAUUGCUCGGAUCUCUCCGCGCAGGCCAGUUGCUCAGCUGCACCUGGCUCCUGGGUCAACUUGUCCCACGUAGAUGACCGCAACCUGUCCGACCCGUGCAGUCUGAACCGCUCCGACCUGGGCGGGAGUGACAGCCUGUGCCCCUCAGCCGGCAGCCCUUCCAUGGUCACAGCGGUCACCAUCAUGGCCCUCUACUCCAUCGUGUGCGUGGUGGGUCUCUUCGGAAACUUCCUGGUCAUGUAUGUGAUCAUCAGAUACACCAAGAUGAAGACAGCCACCAAUAUCUACAUCUUCAACCUUGCUCUGGCAGAUGCCUUAGCAACCAGCACGCUGCCCUUCCAGAGUGUCAACUACCUGAUGGGCACAUGGCCCUUUGGCACAAUUCUCUGCAAGAUCGUGAUCUCCAUAGAUUACUACAACAUGUUCACCAGCAUAUUCACACUCUGCACCAUGAGUGUGGACCGCUACAUUGCUGUCUGCCACCCCGUCAAGGCUCUGGAUUUCCGUACUCCCCGAAACGCCAAAAUCGUCAACAUCUGCAACUGGAUCCUCUCUUCUGCCAUUGGUCUGCCUGUGAUGUUCAUGGCGACCACAAAAUACAGGCAUGGUUCCAUCGACUGCACUCUAACGUUUUCCCACCCGACCUGGUACUGGGAGAACCUGCUGAAGAUCUGCGUCUUCAUCUUUGCCUUCAUCAUGCCCGUGCUCAUCAUCACGGUCUGCUACGGCCUCAUGAUCUUACGCCUCAAGAGCGUCCGCAUGCUCUCAGGCUCCAAGGAAAAGGACAGGAACCUGCGCAGGAUCACCAGGAUGGUGCUGGUGGUGGUGGCUGUGUUCAUCGUCUGCUGGACGCCCAUCCACAUCUACGUCAUCGUCAAAGCCUUGAUCACAAUUCCAGAAACCACUUUCCAGACCGUUUCUUGGCACUUCUGCAUUGCCCUGGGGUAUACAAACAGCUGCCUGAACCCCGUCCUUUAUGCAUUUCUGGAUGAAAAUUUCAAACGAUGCUUCAGAGAAUUCUGCAUCCCGACUGCCUCCACGAUUGAACAACAAAACUCCGCUCGAAUCCGUCAGAACACUAGGGACCACCCCUCCACAGCCAAUACAGUGGACAGGACGAACCAUCAGCUAGAAAAUCUGGAAGCAGAAACUGCCCCAUUGCCCUAACAGGGCCCUGUGCCAUCCCGACUCCCACUGAGCUUGGAGGCCACCAUCUUCAUGGAAGUAGGUCGCUACCAAGAUGCAUAGGAGCCUCUGGUUUCCUAAGACAGUGCCUGAUCCUGAGUCAUCAAAAGUCUGAUCUCUCUGUUACUCCACUCUGCACACUGGAGGGACAUCUGAACUGUGCCAAGCACCUGAAAGGAGCAGACUGCUUCCCACUAGUGAAUCAGCUCAUGUACGUCAUCACCAGGAGCACACCCAGGUGACCACAAUGCUCCGCGGUGUGUCAACUAAGGUCGUCAUAGAAGGCGACCCUUCUGUAUGUAGUGUCUAUUUUUGAGCAAAUGUUUAUGACCUAGUGAAAGAAAGCCCAUCGAUUGUCAACGUUACUAUAGUAACAUGUCAAGUAAAUGCUACCUCUGA
Jaculus jaculus (lesser Egyptian jerboa) is the source of this 1995-nucleotide messenger RNA. RefSeq names its product opioid receptor mu 1 (gene Oprm1). Gene Ontology annotation, biological process: sensory perception of pain; neuropeptide signaling pathway; G protein-coupled opioid receptor signaling pathway. Gene Ontology annotation, cellular component: neuron projection; membrane. Gene Ontology annotation, molecular function: G-protein beta-subunit binding; morphine receptor activity; G-protein alpha-subunit binding. NCBI's taxonomy places the organism in Eukaryota, Metazoa, Chordata, Mammalia, Rodentia, Dipodidae. Bases 391 to 1578 code for a protein of 395 amino acids. The record is from RefSeq and is a predicted model, not a curated record. The transcript is spliced from 4 exons.